GUCCCUAUACAACCAUUACCAUUCGGGCACCCCACUACAAUGAUAUGGUCUAUUCCCUCUCCAAUGAAUUCGUUGAACUCUUUUAACGAAUAUUCAUAUCAUAUUACUGGAAACACAAGCCAACCAGUGAUGGAGUUUAGUUCCAAACAUUAUUCCGGUAUAAGUACAUCCCAAGGGAAAAGAUCAAACCACACUAACCAGGUUGAAGUUGUUGCUAAUAAGAGCGGGCAAGAAGGAUGUCUGCAGUCAAUAAUUUACCAGGGAUUAUCCACCAACACUCCAAAUAACACUUUACCAGAGACUUCAAGUGGUUCAAUGCCCAUUAUGAAUGGAUUGUAUGAUCCUAAGUAUCAAGAAUUUGGCUUACCAGUUGAUCCUCAUCUUCGAUGCUUGAUGUUAAAUCCAAAUUUCAUGCAUGGUCAAAGUUAAUCCCCG
Messenger RNA from Ipomoea nil (Japanese morning glory), 435 nucleotides. RefSeq lists its product as uncharacterized. Bases 40 to 429 code for a protein of 129 amino acids. The record is from RefSeq and is a predicted model, not a curated record. NCBI's taxonomy places the organism in Eukaryota, Viridiplantae, Streptophyta, Magnoliopsida, Solanales, Convolvulaceae. The transcript has 5 exons.